This is a messenger RNA of Chara braunii, 1080 nucleotides long. Lineage: Eukaryota; Viridiplantae; Streptophyta; Charophyceae; Charales; Characeae. The record is from the annotation of a GenBank genome assembly.
CGGAUCCUCCAGGCGCCCACCCAAGCUAGAUGACAUUCCAGUCUUCUGCGAUCAGUCCAAGACGGAACCGAUCCUGUGGUGGCGCCAGUUUACUCUUGUCUCGACAUGCACCAUGUCCCGAACAACGAUCGACAUCCGUGCUUGUACCACCGAUCUGGUGGUGCGUGUCAAGCAUGGCUGGACAACAUCUUGACCAGCCACGGCGUAGCAGUGUCGGAACURCACACCAAGCUCACUUGGCAGGAGUUGACUGACGCCUGGCACAAGCGAUUCCAAGUGGAGCCGCCCGACCUGCAAGCGAUGGACAAGCUCAACAAGCUCCAUCAGAACACGCUGCUCAGUCAGGACUGGAUUACCGAGUUCCAAAGACUCGCCUCCACACCUAACCUGCUGCUCGCCUUCCGCGCCAUCAAGCACUUGUUUAUCAUGCGCUCGUGUCCAGCUCUGCAAAACGCGCUGACACAGAUUGCGGAGACACUCGACACAUCUGAUAAGCUUUUCAGCACAGCGUCACGGAUCAUUCUCACGAAUAUCGAAGCCCGCAACGCCGGCCGAUCUUCCGCGACGACGAGCGACACCCAGCCCAAGCCAAAGGUGGCUUGCAUUACUUCUACCGAGGCUGCAACACCAAACGAGGGUGAAGUGUUGGCAGUUGCCCGGGAUGGUGGCCGGCCGCGCAACAACCACGGCCGCGACAAGACGAAGACUCAGUUCACCUCUACACCGAGCACAGGAUCAGCAGCCGAUGAACCUUGGGGGCAAUACGGACUCUCGGCGAAUUCCUAUCGCACGCGACUCAAGUACCGUUAUUGCCUUUGGUGCAACAGCACCAUCCACGAUGCUGCACAUUGCCCCACCAAGGGGAAACCCCGUCCGGGAAAGUAGGCGCCGUCGAGGGUGACUCGACACCUCCCUCGACGCCAUCGGAAGCGGUUGUGGCCACGACCGCCCUUUCUUCCGAGGCAUAUGCGGAUGUCGGGAGUCUUCCACUUUCGUUCGAAGACUUCGCUGCCCGGCUUGUUCCUUCACUGGAUGCUUCUCAAGGACAAGAUACAUGUGUGGCUUUCUCACUAUCCGAAG